GGUUCCCUGGUCCAGGCAGCGCUGACUCAGCCGCCCUCGGUGUCAGCGAACCUGGGAGAUACCGUCCGGAUCACCUGCUCCGGGCUUUACAGCAGCAGCAACUAUGCUGGCUGGUACCAGCAGAAGGUGCCUGGCACUGCCCCUGUCACUGUGAUCUAUCAGAGCAACAAGAGACCCUCGGGCAUCCCUUCGCGAUGAUCUGGAUCCGGCUCCACAGCCACAUUAACCAUCUCUGGGGUGCAAGCCGAGGACGAGGCUGUCUAUUACUGUGGUGGCUACGACAGCAGCAGCACUGCUGUUGUUGUGACAGAGAGGUGGGGACGGUGGGCUGUGCUGCUGGGGCACCGGCUGACCCCCGUCUUCUCCCCUCUCUCCUCUCCCUCUGCAGGUUCCCUGGUCCAGGCAGCGCUGACUCAGCCGCCCUCGGCGUCAGCGAACCUGGGACAAACCAUCCAGAUCACCUGCUCCGGGAUUAGCAGCAGCUAUGGCACCUAUGCUGGCUGGUACCAGCAGAAGGUGCCUGGCACUGCCCCUGUCACUGUGAUCUAUAACAGCAACAACAGACCCUCGGGCAUCCCUUCGCGAUUCUCUGGUUCUCAAUCCGGCUCCACAGCCACAUUAACCAUCUCUGGGGUGCAAGCCGAGGACGAGGCUGUCUAUUACUGUGGUGGCUCUGACGGCAGCUACAGCUAUGGUGUCUGGUGGCAGUGA
This is a messenger RNA of Phalacrocorax carbo (great cormorant), 711 nucleotides long. The record is from RefSeq and is a predicted model, not a curated record. Lineage: Eukaryota; Metazoa; Chordata; Aves; Suliformes; Phalacrocoracidae.